AACAUAGGAAGUGUCUGUUUGUUAUUGGCAAUUUGGAGAGUGAAGCUCAAACAAAAACAACAAUGGCAACCUCAACCUUAACCUCAAAGGUGUUGUCUAGGUUGUCGUGUCGGUUACAGAUUCUCUCUCAAACGAAGCUUGCCAAGCCUUCUUCACUCUCCCUCUCUGCACCACGCCUUUCUCGCACUUCGAGGUUGCCGGUGGAGUUGGGUAGCAUAGGAUCGAUGUUACCCUUGCAUAGUGCGGUAGCGUCAGCACGAUUAGUAUCAAGUUUGUGCAUUGAAUCUCUGGGUUGGUGUUUAGUUCCUCAAGGUAUUUCCAUGCCUUUAUGACAUUACCUUUCAAUGGCUAGUUGGUGCUCAGUAGCAUUACUGUUGAUGACAUGCCAGGGUUCAUAUUGAUGUUUUCCUUUUCUUGCAAUUUUGAGGCCUCAUCUCUAAUAUCUUUGAGGAUAAUUCGUGCAAAAUGUUGAUUACUUCUUGGACUGGUUCAAUUUCUCUUCAUACAUUUCUAAAAGGAAUAUUUUGGGUUUUACAAGCUGUGGAUGAGUUUUCUUGUUAUUUAAUAGUGCAUUACAAAUUUACAAUUCCUUAUGCCUGAGGAUUUAA
Gastrolobium bilobum is the source of this 608-nucleotide messenger RNA. Its product is annotated as protein NONRESPONDING TO OXYLIPINS 2, mitochondrial-like. NCBI's taxonomy places the organism in Eukaryota, Viridiplantae, Streptophyta, Magnoliopsida, Fabales, Fabaceae. The record is from RefSeq and is a predicted model, not a curated record. Bases 63 to 332 code for a protein of 89 amino acids. The transcript has 3 exons. Gene Ontology annotation, cellular component: mitochondrion.